Molecule: messenger RNA, 999 nt
Organism: Scutellospora calospora
Lineage: Eukaryota; Fungi; Glomeromycota; Glomeromycetes; Diversisporales; Gigasporaceae
Source: the annotation of a GenBank genome assembly
AUGAUCAAUUGCCGUAAUAUUUGCUCCUUAUUUUUCAUAGCAAUACUUUGUGCUGUGAUUUUUAGUUUUACAACCACGAAAAUAGUUAAGUUUCCACAACCAGUUAAUGGUACUUUUACAGGACUUAAAACUUGGCAUCCUAAAAUUAAAGAUUUUGAUACAGAAACAUGGUAUUCAGUGAUUCUUUUCGCGUCUGUUAUGCUAUUUGUUCCCGGUAUAUUUAUGCUAGUAUGGUUGUCAAAAAACGAGACUCUCAACGUCUUUGUACUUAAUGGUGAAAAAACUUCAACAGCUUUCUUUAAUAAAUUACUUGCUGGUUAUAGUAUCUCAACUGGUUUAAUUGCGUUCGUGGUAAUUUUUUUUGAUAUUGGAAAACUUUGGUCAUCAGUUGGCAUAAUACAUAAUUAUUAUGAAGCUUUAAUUUUAUCAGUUUUACAUCAAGGAGGAAGUUCUUCAAUUAAACUUCAUUUCUUAAGUAUUGCUUAUUUAUUAAUAACUGAAGUUGCUGUUCUUUUAUUGUCAUUUCCUUAUGAUGCUCUCUUGUUCAGAUUUGCGGGUCUUAUUCUUGAUACUGCACUUUUUAUUCAAUUUACAAGAAUGUAUAUUACAACAAAAAUAAAUGUUAAAGAAGGUUACAUUAGUUUACCCCAUCACACCUCUGGCGAAUCCGAAGAACCUGAUCGGCCAAAUCAUCCAUAUCAUUCUCCAAAUAAUCCAAAAUAUUGUCGUCUUUAUAUAUUAUUAUUACCUUUCGCCGCGCUUUGCCAUAUUUCGGGAAAUGUUUUAACUACUAUCUUUACUCAAAUUGCACUAGCGAAUUAUUUAUUUGCCAUAAGUUAUUCCUUUAUGUCUGCUUAUGCUUUCUUUGUGUUUUUAGAUACUCAUAUGGGACAACAUAAAGUAAAGAAGCUUAUUUUCUUACCUGAUAACUCUACCUCGAGUGUCAUUUUAGUCACAGUCGCUUCGGCUGCACUAGCGGCUUUGGCUGUUAGACUUGGC